This is a messenger RNA of Labrus mixtus (cuckoo wrasse), 2454 nucleotides long. RefSeq names its product DEAD (Asp-Glu-Ala-Asp) box polypeptide 28 (gene ddx28). Gene Ontology annotation, biological process: mitochondrial large ribosomal subunit assembly. The coding region runs from base 193 to 1911 and encodes 572 amino acids. Lineage: Eukaryota; Metazoa; Chordata; Actinopteri; Labriformes; Labridae. Gene Ontology annotation, cellular component: mitochondrion. Gene Ontology annotation, molecular function: RNA helicase activity; nucleic acid binding; ATP binding. The transcript has a single exon. The record is from RefSeq and is a predicted model, not a curated record.
CACAUUCGACAAAGAAGCAUGGCGUCACAGCUGUCAAGGGAAGCUGGAUGCGAACAGAUUUGUUGUGUUUUUUGAACAUUUAAGGUCACUUACGCUUCCAGGUGUGUAACGGUAUCUCAUUCUCAUGGUUUAGUCGGGUUUUUUUAACUUGCUAUCAGACUUUAAGCGGCUAAAAGACAGCUAAAGACGAACAUGCAUUCCCUAAAGGUCGGUUAUUUGGCGCUGGCUUCGUCGAGAGCGUCGCGCUCAAGCAGGCUUUUCAGUCCUGAGUUUAUCAACUCAUCGGCUUGCUGUCAUUGUUCUGAUGGUCAGGCUCGUUUCGGUCAUACAGUGGCCAAGCCGGAAGAGACUCAAGUCAUUCGUGUCCCUCGCUACUUGCAGAAGCAGGUUGAGAACGUGAAACAAACGCGGGGCAAAAACAAGAUCAACACCAUCAAAGCUGGCAAGCUCCUGGUCCAGAGCAAGAAUCCAGUUCUGAACCAGUCUGCAGGAUACAUACUUGGGAAAUUUGAGCAGCCUGUUCUCUCCUCAAAAGGUUGGAAACAUACCAAAUCCUUCGGGGACUAUUUCAUCAUCAACAACACCAAGACUACUGCACCCUUUGUUGGUGAAAAUCAGAAGGAGGACAUUGAACAGGAGACAGCCGAGACAUUUAAUAAACUCCACAUCUGCAAGGAGCUGCUGGAAGCUUUGGAGAGAGUAAAUAUUACCCAUCCAACCACUGUACAGCUUCAGACCAUCCCAAAGGUCAUGAAAGGUCACAAUAUUCUCUGUGCGGCUGAAACAGGCAGUGGUAAAACACUGAGUUACCUCUUGCCUAUUGUUCAUCGACUGCAGGCUGUUAAGAAAUCAGAGAUGGAUUCUGAGAACACGCGCAAGAUUCGCACUGUGGUGCUCGUGCCUUCCAGGGAGCUGGCUGAGCAAGUAGCAGCUGUGUCCAGGACUCUCUGCGCUCCGUUCGGUUUCCUGACGCGGACCGUGGGUGGUGGGCGAGGUGUAGGAAACAUCAAGACGGUCUUCAAGAGGGAUCAGCCUGAAAUAGUGGUGGCUACCCCGGGCGCCCUGGUAAAGGCCCUGCGGAGAGGCUGCCUGGAGCUGAGUGAGCUGAGCUUCUUUGUGGUGGAUGAGGCCGACACCAUGUUUGACCCUAGCUUUUGUGAUAUGCUGCAGGACAUCCUGCUCCACACAAACAUUGCCAGUGAUCCGAAGGAAACGCGAGGUCCUGGCCACAAAGCGCAGCUGCUGGUCGUCGGGGCCACCUUUCCUGGCGGUGUUGGAGAGGUGCUCAACAAAGUGACAGACCUGGGCAGCAUUGUGGUUAUCAAGAGCAAGAUGCUUCACUUCCUCAUGCCUCAUGUGAAGCAGACUUUCCUGAAGGUGAAGGGCGCUGACAAGAUCCUGGAGCUCCACCAAGCCCUGAAGCUGCUGCAGCAGAAAAAAGGAGUACUGGAGGGUUCUGUCGUGGUGUUCUGCAACAAGUCCACCACGGUGAAUUGGCUGGGGUACUCGCUGGAGGAGAUGGGGGUACAGCAUGCACGUCUGCAAGGGGAAAUGCCUGCUGCAGUCCGCGCAGGAAUCUUCCGCUCCUUUCAGAAGGGCUUGGUUGAAGUGCUGAUAUGCACAGACAUUGCCUCGCGAGGCCUGGACACGUCUAAGGUGCAUCUGGUUGUCAACUAUGAUUUCCCAGAAUCCCACACAGACUAUAUCCACAGAGCAGGGAGGGUGGGAAGAGCAGGAGGGGUGGAGGAUGGGGAGGUGUUAAGCUUUGUUGCUCAUCCGUGGGAUGUGGAGUUGGUACAAAAGAUCGAGACGGCUGCACGCAGGAGGACUAGUUUGCCAGGGAUGGAAUCUGAUAUACAUGAGCCAAAACCAAAGAUAGUGGAAGAAGAGGAGGAGAAGACUUUUGUAUAAUUGUCAAACUUGUUACGGUUUCAGAAGUGUUGGAAAGUCAAACUAAUUAAAUUGUAAGAAAGAUAUGAUCCAAUAGGAAUGUAAUAAGCAAUGUUUGUCUGUGCACUCAGACUUUGAAAUAUCUUGUUUUUAUGAAGGGAUCAUGAUAAAAUUCCCCAGCUGUACUUGAUCUUAAAAAUGGAUGAAAAUUAGUAAAAGGUACAAUUUUUACUUUGUUCAAACAUUUCAACAUGUUGUCAGAAAAACAAGUCACGUGUUGCUUUAUGGUCAAACUGCAGCCUGGAUACAUGAACUUCUGGUAAAAGUACUUAUUGCUCAUUUUCAUUAAGUAUAAUUUAAAGACAAAGCUUUUUCACUAGUGGAAAUAUGGGCAACACUUUCAUGUGUUUUUAAUUUAAUUUUGUUUUGUUGUUUAAAUGUUAUAGCCUGUGCUUCCUGGUAAUAAUAACUUAUGCUCAGCAGGUUCCAUUAUUUUCAAUUACCUGAUGCAAUAUAUUUGUUUAAAUAUGAUUCAUUUUCAAAAUAAACAGCACGUGUAUCAUU